AUCAUCAUUACAGGGGGGCACUCAACGUGGCAACUUCCAUUUCGGAAAUGGCAUGGACGUCCCAGCCGUUUAGGUCGGUCACCGUUGCCAUUAUUGUCAAUUAGAGGAAUCUGGUUUAGAUAACAGGACAUUCCAACUCGCUGAACCUGUGGGAAAAGGUUGUCCUUAAUUGUAGACUGCCCAGUAUGUCCAAGAGAACUUGUGGCCAGCAGAGUGGCUGCAUUUUGUCCUUAUAAAAGUACGUAUUUUUCGUUUGGUACCUUUUCAGUGCUCUGUUUCCUGGUAUUGUUAUGAAGUCUGAAGCCCUGGGUAACAUUUCAGCUGUCAAAGUGACACAGCCAAGCACUGGUCAUGGAUCAUGCAAACAUGGCUAUUAAUAUACGAAUGUACCUUUUUCUUGUGUAGAGACAGGGUUAUAACUGACUUUGACCAAAAUUGUCAAAUUUUCUUUUCGAUGACAUUCAUUAUCACAAGAAAACCACCCUAACAUUAAAUCAUCAUUAAUGGACUGUUGACUUCUGAAAAUUCAUGUGGCUUUUCUGUAUAAAUAUCGAUCGUGUACCCAAGUUAAGCUACUACCAGCUUUGUCCAGCACCAUUCAACGCCAGACUUGUUGCUUCUCGCUCAUCUGACAACGUCAUCAUGCAGACUCUAGUUGUAUUCCUUGCCGGCUUCGCCUUGUUUGCAGGUGCUCAGGCGUGCUCUGACGACACGAGUCGGUUGGACCGAUGCUCAGAGGAGUUCGAGAGGAAAAGUAACCUGUUGAUUCCCGACAUCGAGGCUGGUCGGAGGUCGCAUACCGCCAUCUGCCCGCUGGGAGUUGAGCUGGAGCAGUGCAUGAUGCGCUUCGUGAACAACAUGUGCGACGCAUUUAGCAAACGGUUCUUGAGACCUCUGGUCCGAGAUAUGAUGCAGGCCGCUAUGCAGGAGGCUGGGUGUCACUACAUGGCCCGUCGGGAUACACAGAAACUGGUGGCACGUGUCCGGUCGUUGUCCAAGGCAGAAGCCCUCACCACAGAGUGAACAGAGCCGUCGUGCAUCUCCUCUGUCUUCGCUCGUUCACGGGGACACAGAUUCGGUGUUAUAGACCAUCUCGGGUAAACCAAAUAAAUACAAAUGUUCAGCACACAACACGACUUUUUCUAAAUCACUA
Molecule: messenger RNA, 1153 nt
Organism: Aplysia californica (California sea hare)
Lineage: Eukaryota; Metazoa; Mollusca; Gastropoda; Aplysiida; Aplysiidae
Exons: 4
Coding region: 529-1023 (164 amino acids)
Source: RefSeq, a predicted model, not a curated record